Paramecium pentaurelia is the source of this 437-nucleotide messenger RNA. Lineage: Eukaryota; Ciliophora; Oligohymenophorea; Peniculida; Parameciidae. The record is from the annotation of a GenBank genome assembly.
UAAUGAAAGCAUUAUUAUUAGUUGUUCUUUUGGCUUUUGCUGUUGCAUAAGAUGAUCCAGUUGAAUUAUGUGUUAGAGAAAAAUGCCCAGAUGAAGUUGCUGCUUGUGAAAAGAAUGCCUUCUGUGCUAUUGCUGCAACAAAUUGUUCAAAUAAAUGUUCAGCUGAUUAUGAUUGUUUAGUUGAAUGUGCUAAUAAAUCAGGAAAUAAAUUACUUAUUGCAUUGUAUUAAUUUACAAUUUAAACAACUUUAGGAGUAAAUGUGGUCAAGCCAAUUGUUACCCAUCAUUCAAAUUCUCAUCUGAAUGUGAUGUAGCUACUUGUGCUGCCAUCUUAAGAGAAGAGUGUCUUGAUUAAAAUUCAUUAUCAAGCUUUUAAUGUGCCUUUGGCUUCUUUGAAAGACAUCCAGAAUGCGAGUGCGUCUAAGAAUUAGUAUGAA